Molecule: messenger RNA, 1206 nt
Organism: Spodoptera exigua (beet armyworm)
Lineage: Eukaryota; Metazoa; Arthropoda; Insecta; Lepidoptera; Noctuidae
Source: the annotation of a GenBank genome assembly
AUGUCGCACCUAAGUGGUUACGAUGGAGAAGCAGUGGGUUUUGACUCAGUCACACUGAAUAAAACCGAAGAAAAGGACUCGUCAACUCAAACAACUGAAUUCGCUGAAUCUGGAGUGUCGUCACAGACCAAUGUCUCUAAGGAAACCGGGUCUUCGGUCACAGCUGAAGAUUUGAACGCUCAAGAAGAAGUUUUAAAGGAAUACCCACCGCCAUUACUAACUGAAUUCUUAAGAAGGGUCGUGCCAAAAAUGCUUGAUCAACUAGAAAUAAGCGACAAAGAAUUGCUUUACAAUUCCUCGGACUCUGAUGAGGAAGAGGUGUUAAACGCGAAGUUGUUUCAAGAGAUUAAACUGUCCGAUUUACCUGGUAUGGCUGGAGGAGACCAGUCGCGUUGUAUACUCGAUAUGUCUUGGAGCAGCGCUGGUAAUUCCAUCGCCGUAUCUGUCGGCAGAUUCCAGCACAAAAACUGGAAUAUGAAUGGUGUUAAUAUAACUUGCUUUGACUUUAUAAAGACCUAUCCUUUGCGACCCAGUGAGGAGAAAGUUGCUGAUGACAUCUUCGUGGUAGGAGAGGCUUCAGGACCUUUGUACCUUUGCAAGAUAAAGACUUAUCAGCCAAUUGUUGAUAGUAAAUGCGUUGAUCCUGUCUAUGAGGUGUUUCAAGGACAUAUAGGCUAUGUCCUGGAUGUGGCGUUCAGUUACCAAAAGCCUGGGGUCUUCGUGUCUGCUUCAAUUGAUUCUGAAGUUAGAAUCUAUGAUAUUAGUCAACCUAGUCCCUUGAAGGUGAUCAACAUCGAUAAGUCCGUCUCCUGCAUGUCCUGGCUGCCAAACAACCCAUCCGUGAUUGUGCUGGGGUUGGCAAAACCGGAUUCGCAACUGCUUCAGGUGUUUAACUUGAACAGCGGUCGUCGAGUGCCCGUUGAGGGGUUGACUGGAACCGGCGGGUGUGUCGUAUGCCUCAAAGUCAAUCAGACUAGGUCGGCAAACUACUGGUCGAUUGACCUGAUGGUAAGCAAUCAGUGCCACUCAUGGACACCCGCAACAACGGAGGAGUUACGAGUGCGUUGCCGACCUCUUGAGGAUAAGGGUUGUGGAGAUUUAGAGACUAAGGAUGGAUUGGGGGAGGGAAGGUAUUGGGCCUCUGGUAACCUACGGUACCACACGGCGAAACACAACGCUGUCGUUGUUUCACGAUGGUUUCUGUGA